AUGGCUACUCCCAGCAGAUACAUGUCGUCUCUGACGAGAGGUGUCGUAUCUGCGUUCCGACCUCCAAUUCGACCCAGCUCAGCGGCCGUCCUGCCCUUCCUAUGUCCUAUACAGCAACAGGCAAGGAAUGCCCAAACCAGAGCGAAGUCGAAAAAGAACACCACCAAGGCCAAGAAGAAGUACAAGACCUACAUGCAACAUAAUAUGAAAGAGGCGAUUCAAUUUACCCUUUGCGAUGCGAUGAGGUGGAUCCGAGCAUUUGAAGUAGGAAGACCUCUUACGUCUGUCAAAUACGAAAUUCACGUCCGAUUACGCUCGACCCGUGGCGGUGCGGUCAUCCGCAACCAGGUCCGCCUUCCUCACUCCGUCCAACCACUCGCCCGCGUAUGCGUGAUCUGCCCUCCAGACUCGAAGGCCGCAAAGGAAGCUGCUUCAGUAGGUGCGGAAGUAAUUGGGGAGGAGGAAGUUUUUGAACAAAUCAAGAAGGAUAACAUCAAUUUCGACCUGUGCAUCUGCCACACGUCGAGUCUGGCGGCUAUGAACAAAGCUGGGCUAGGGCGAAUCCUCGGUCCCAAGGGCUUGAUGCCCAGCGCCAAGCUGGGCACUGUGGUGGAUAACAUUGCGAAAACCGUGAAGAACAUGCGCGGUGGGACCUCAUACCGGGAAAGAAUGGGUGUUGUUAGAGUGGCAAUUGGGCAGUUGGGCUUCUCUCCUGAUCAACUGAAGCAGAAUAUUGUCACGUUUAUCUCGCAAUUGAAAAAAGAUGCGUCCAUACUGGAUGAGUCGUCGAAGGACGUACUGGAAGUAGUGCUCAGCUCAACCAACUCGCCCGGCUUCAGUUUGAACGGGGACUUCAGAAGCCCGGAUUCUCCGCCUGUCCAUGCCCUGACGGGACAUUGA
Histoplasma capsulatum G186AR is the source of this 900-nucleotide messenger RNA. RefSeq names its product 50S ribosomal protein L1. The record is from RefSeq and is a predicted model, not a curated record. NCBI's taxonomy places the organism in Eukaryota, Fungi, Ascomycota, Eurotiomycetes, Onygenales, Ajellomycetaceae. The transcript is spliced from 3 exons. Bases 1 to 900 code for a protein of 299 amino acids.